UUUGUUUUUUUAAUCUGGUAAUAUUUAUUAUGGAGGAGCAGACGGAAUAUCCACCGAGCGUGGAGGCAGACAAGAACCUUCUACCUUAUGAAACCUUCGACGAGUACUUGGACUCGCUGAUCGGUAUACCUGACCUGAGGAACCUGAGGAGCAUUGAGACAGCUCGGACUAUUGCUGCUCUUGGAUACCGAACAUGCGGUGAUACACUCGAGGAGCGGGAGUUCUACCGCCGACGCGCUGUGAUCCAUGCCAAGGAGUUUCCUGUCGUAAAGCCCUUCAGAGCUGUCAGCGCCGGCCUCGCCCACACAGACCCUCUCAACAAGGAGCUGGCUGAUAGGGAGAAGGCCAAUAGACUGGGGAUUCUUAAUUCAGUGAUCUUCGUCCGCAACACCACUCGCAGCGGUUUCGAGGUGUCGGGCUACAUCGACUUCGCCCACCGGCUCGCCACAGAGGACUGGGAGCCGUUCUUCACCACCACCAAGGUGCUGAGACCCCGCGAGACUGAUCUCGGAUACUAUUUCUGGAGACUGGGCGUUGUGAGGAGCAAUGUUACUAGAAAUUGGAAGCCACUGAUGGACGGGGAGCGCGGGCUGGUGUUCCAGAACCGGCACGACCACAAGCUGCUGUCCCCCGACCCGCAGGCGGACCCGGGGCAGGCCACCACCAGGGUCAGGGUGUUCUCGCCUCGGUAUCUCCAGGUGGAGAUAUACGAUCACGUGGUCAGGAGAAAGACGUAGUGAACGUAGAUGAUGAGGUGGACCUACGUAAUUUGGUCAGUUCUGGAUUUAUG
Molecule: messenger RNA, 790 nt
Organism: Aricia agestis (brown argus)
Lineage: Eukaryota; Metazoa; Arthropoda; Insecta; Lepidoptera; Lycaenidae
Product: cilia- and flagella-associated protein 299-like
Exons: 4
Coding region: 30-737 (235 amino acids)
Source: RefSeq, a predicted model, not a curated record